CUUUAAAGCAGCUCUGUUCGUCCGACGUUGAUAAAACUUUCAGUCUGACCUCUGAAAAUGAUUGCAAUCCAUAUAUUGCUGCUGGUUUUCUCAAAUAUUGUGCUCCCUGCAUUGUGCAUUAACGUGUUUGUGUACGGCACACUAAAGAAAGGCCAGUCAAACUAUCAUGAACUGACAAACACUACACACGGUCAAGCUGAGUUCAUCACCUGUGCCCGGACCAAAGAUCCAUACCCUAUGGUGAUCGCCACCAAAGACAAAUUCCCCUUCCUGCUGAAUGUGCCUGGCUCUGGACAGCAGGUCUACGGUGAGAUCUACAACGUUGACCAGAAUAUGCUGGAUUUCCUGGAUGAGUUUGAGGAAUGUCCAGAUCUCUACCAGCGCACCUCCAUCCAGCUGAAGAUCCUGAAGGGGAAUGGAGAUUCUGAGGAGGCUUUUGUCUACAGCACCUCUACAUUUGAUCCUGACUGGCUCAACAAACCCACAUUCAGUGUUUAUGAUGCCACCGGUGAUCCUGGAAACAAUUGUGUGCCUCGAGAAUAAGAGAAUAAUAACUUCUGGUAGAGCUUGGGCGAUGGAUCUUUUUCACAAUAUCAGGUUUCUCAGCAGCCAUCAUAUUUGGGUAAACUUAGAGCACAGUGAAUGAGGAAGUACAACAAAUCAUUAUUUACAAUCUUAUUUGUUGAAAUAAUAAAAGAAAAACUACACAAUGGUGUUAUCAAGACUUUCAUAGGAAGGAAAACAGUAGUGUGAGACUGAUAACAGCAGCCAGAAGAGAGAAUUAUUAAUAAUUAAAAGAAUAUUUAAUGAUUAAGAAGAAUUCAAUUUACUGUCCUGUCCUCCAAUAGACACUGAAUUUUAAACGUCUUGCAAAAACGGUAAUUUAUUUAUUUUUGUAAUUUGAUGCAAAUAUGAUAUAAUACACACAUAAAUGCAUGUACAUGGUUAUAUUUGGUUAUGUUUUAAAAAUCAAAAUAUUAAAAACAUUUAAGGAUUUAAGAUUCGUAAAUGCAACAUAACAGACUUGUGAAAAGGGUCCGUUAAUUGAAAUAAAAUCACAAACACUGUUAAGCAAUGUUGGGAUAUUCAUACACAUCUUGUCAGUGAAGCACAGUUCCAUGAUCUGUAGUAAAUCCCUUUAAAGUCCCUUUAAGGCAAGUAAUUUCCAUAAAAACUUACCUAAGUUUGAAGUCAAAGCAUGUUAUAAAAUGUGAUAAUAAUAAUGACUGAUAAUAAUGAUUUGUUGUUACUUAAUUGUUCAUUUUGUAGCCGGAUUCUUUAUUUGGUGUUGGGUGGUAUAAUUUAACGGCAUGCAAAACAAAUAGGGUGAAUUACUGUGUGUUAUAUGGCACUUUAUUACAAUUUACCAGAUGCAGGAACGCUUUAGAUUAUUAAACUGGACACAAUCUUUAAGAUCUAUUUUUAUAAUGUAUGAUUUGCACAAAAAUGUGUGUGUAUAUAUAUAUAUAUAUAUAUAUAUAUAUAUAUAUAUAUAUAUAUAUAUAUAUAUAUAUAUAUAAUAUAAAUUGUGUAAAAAUUAUUUGAUUGAAAUAUGUUGUGCUUUAUUAGGGGAAAAACACUGGAGUACUUUAUAUGUAGCGAUCAGGAAUUAUCUUUCUGUGAAUAACUGUACAAUACUGUGUACUACUGUAUACAAUAUACUUUAUACUUUCAUGAGUAAAUUGAAUUGCACUUUACAUUAAAAUAAUUUCUUCUGAAGCACA
Molecule: messenger RNA, 1724 nt
Organism: Danio rerio (zebrafish)
Lineage: Eukaryota; Metazoa; Chordata; Actinopteri; Cypriniformes; Danionidae
Gene: ggact.1
Product: gamma-glutamylamine cyclotransferase, tandem duplicate 1
Molecular function (GO): gamma-glutamylaminecyclotransferase activity
Source: RefSeq, marked provisional